UUUUUAUUGCUCUUCUUUACUCAAAUCUUCUCUACCCAUCACUGUAUUCGCCUCUUACUCCUCUUCUUCGCUUUCCUAUUAAUCAGUUAUAAAACUUCCCUACAAAUGGCGCGCUUAUCCACCCUUCUGUUGGCCAUUGUGCUUACUUUCAUUGGCAUAUCCUACGUGCAAGCAUGCGAAUCAGCAUGUCGUACUGAUCCUGUCGAGUUUUUGGCCAAGAAAUACGAGGAUAUGCUGCAAAAUCAGGUCAAGAAAGUCAAGGACUCUAAGGCUUCUGCGAAAGCCAAAGCAUUGAUUCCUACAGUGAUGUCUCAAUUGAAAGGACGUGGCAAGGUCAUUGACAAGACCAUUUUUUCGGUGUUCCGUGGAACAUGCGUCCCCGCAGGUGUAGGCAAGCGACCGCCCAGCGAGCUCUGUGGAAGUGCCAAGAGCAUUGCCUGCUAUGCUCCUUGGGGCCAUAAGCAGGGAGUCUUUGAUAGUGUCAAUAAAGCUGUCAUGAAGACUAUUCAGGAUGUUUACAAGAACCAGAACGCAGCCAUCAAGUCGGCGAUGAUCGAUGACACUGCCAAGUUCUGUCCUAAGAACUGCAAGGAUUGGGUUAAGCCAUUCCAAGCCAUCAUGCUUGGCUGGGAACAGCGUGAGCACCCUAAGGAGUACAAGGUCACCCCCAACUGCCUUCCUCUCGGCAAGGGUGGGAUCUAAAAUACCCAGUCUCACAUUCCCCAGCUCCCUUUGUUAAUAGACUUGGUACAUCAUUCAUGUUCCUAAUUCUAAUUAUCAAAGAAAAGAAACAAUUUAGCAUUUAUCGAAAAUAUAUUGCGUAUCAACAGGAUAGAUUAAAUAAAAUAGAUUAAUAUAUACAAAAG
Molecule: messenger RNA, 866 nt
Organism: Lobosporangium transversale
Lineage: Eukaryota; Fungi; Mortierellomycota; Mortierellomycetes; Mortierellales; Mortierellaceae
Exons: 3
Coding region: 106-702 (198 amino acids)
Source: RefSeq, a predicted model, not a curated record